AAACCCCUUUUUGGGGCUUGGGGCUAGUCGUGAUGAAGCCGCAAGGUUUUGCGGACGGCGGGGUCGGCGCUGCUUUAGCGUUAAAUAUGUUUAAUAGUGGAUAUUAAUGAGGUGUUCCCCACCUCCCCUCCCCCCUUUCCCCUACCUUUUUGGAUGUUUAAAAAAACCCCGAACUACUCAGCUGGUGACAUUUACAUUUCUGUAGUAACAGCAAUUCAUUAGAAAAGUGAUACUAGCAGGGAAAUGUAGUAGUAAUGGAGCCCCGGGGUGACUGCGGAUAGCGCCGAGGGACCGUAGCCCCCCCCUCUGCUCCCUGGCAGUGGACAGCGGCGUGGAGGAGCCGGGGGCGUUUGGGAGCCUGUGGGAAUGCAGGGGGCUGGGAGCGCAGGGUGCAAUGCAGAACUGGAAGCGCCGAAACUCUGCAUUUUGUGCAUAGUUCGGUGCUGGGUGGCCAUUUUUCUAAUCUUUUUCCUGUCAGGCUGUUGGACCCCCAAAAUGCUCAUUUGGCACUUGAAAAAACACCCCCUCAGGCUCCCCCUACCCUUUUCUUAGGGCUGUUUCGAUGCCAAAUACUUGUAUUUUUGUAUUCCAAACGGGUGAUCCUUCAUCAAGCUUUAAACCUCGUUAAGAGGUAGCUAACCAUUUGUGAGGAGGAUCUUUUCCCCCGCUUCUCUCUGGAGUUUGCAUGUUUGUUCCUCUGUUACUUCCAGGGAAGGAUUUAGUCCCUAGUAUGAUGGCUGAAAUGGUGGCACGCAAUUCAGUGUGCUGCCAGAUGCUUACCUUCUUUCAGAGUUUGGGAUAGGCUCAGGCAGUAUUAAAAGCUUGCUAAGAGGAUACUGUUUUAUGGUUUCCUCCAUUUUUGGGAUCUGUUAGAAGCAGUCUAAAAAUACCGGAUCAUCAUUCCUCACACUUGUAACUACAAGACUUUCAAAGAACUGUUCUUAGAUAUGCACCUUUUAUUUUUUCCCCCUCCUUUUUUAACCUUGUGAAUUAUUGGCCUGGUACUUAGUAGGUAGCUACUCUUGUAUCCUUGUUCUUGCAAUUUGAAAGCAUCACUAUUGAUUCUGAAUUGAGCAGUUUUUAGCAUCAAAUCUUCAUUAUUACACAGGGUUGGGUAUUUUAACUUGCUGAAGAGAUACCCCCUAAUGUUCCUAGAAGCACCCAACCUUUGCCAAGUGCUACAAACAUGUGCAGUUUGUGCAAACUUGUCAAGAAAAUGGCCUUUUUUUAAAAUUGGGAAACAGAUUAUCACUAUCUCAGUACUACUUCUGUCCUUCCUGCAGCAGCAUUUAUUUCAGCAUAUGAAGUUUCUUGAAGUCCCUUGCUCAAAUAUUGGUUGCACAUUACUGCCCAGAACUAGCUUAGGAAGGCACUUUACUAUCUCAUGCAACCUUAUCUGCCAUUCCACAACUUCAUAACAAACCCAUUGGAACAUGAAAUGACCUUGGAAAGGUAUCUUUCAAUCUGACACGAAGCAUUCUCUUAACAGGGAACAGCACUGCUCCACAAAGAGCUGAUGUUUUCAAAUUGAUGCUUCUAAACGGAUUUUAUUGGAAUUUUUUGUUGCUUUUUUUUUAAGAAGGCAGGGAGAUGGGUGGAAUAUUGAAUUGGAAAGGAAAAUAUUUUUUUAAAAACAAACCCACUCAGCUGAAGUUGAAGCACCACUCAGCUUUAGAAGGAGGUGUAUUAAGAAUGUACAUAUGAUAGUGAUACUUAAGUCUAGGGUGAAAACAAGUCUUUAAUUUUAAUCAAAGGAAAACAGCAUUUCCUCUGCCAGUUCUGAUUUGCUCAUUCAUAAGAUCUUCAAAAGCCCAAAUUAUUAGUGGGACUAAUUGAAAGCUAGUUGGGUGUGUCAAAUGGAGAAAAGAAGUGAUGAAGUCUGAAGGAAGCUUUACAUUUAGUUGUAUUGUUCUUGAUGUCAUAAUGUGAAGCUUCUAUAUGGAAAAUAUUCCAGGACUCUUUCAGUCCCCAAAAUUCUGCUCCUCUGGAAAGGCUGCAAGAGCACUCGAGAAUCAGCAGCAGUCAAGGGGGAGCCUUGCAGCUGCCGGGGGAAUUAAUGGAGGGGGUGCCUGGCCAGUAAACUAAAUGAGAUUUUGGCCCAGAUGCUGGUCUUGACACAUCAGGCCUUGCAAAAGGGUGGUGAGUGCUCUUGUGCCCAUGGUGGUUUUACCUCUCAGUGAGAUGGUGCCUCCUGUAGAGCAGCGAGGAGUCCCAGCCUCCCACCGCGCUCCUGCCUCGGGAGCUCAGGGUAUGAGUGCCACCUGCUGGGUGAUGAGCCACUUUAUAUCGAUUAUACAUCGUUUAUACAUAUGCAUGAUGCAUUUGUGUUUACAUACAUAUGCCAUGUUUAUGUAUGUCUUUGUUUGCCUGCAGGUGUACAGCUUUUCCGCAGACGUGUUCUUGGGUGAAACUAUGAAACCUUGCUAAGACAGACCUGGAGUUCCUCACUUUCUGAGGACUUAGCACAGCUUGUAUUUGGUGACACUCAAACAGCACUUGGGCUUUGUAUUUCAGGGGUAAAGGGGAAAUUUUGAUGCUGCUGACAUUUAAUACUGCCUUUGUUUUACUGAAGGCAAGUGGGAAUUUUCAGCUGCAUAGCGCAUGGCUUGUGGUGUGGAAAGCUUUCACAAGAACCUCAGUGGUCAGAUACCCGGCUGGCAAGGUAGAACUGAAAGGGAGGCCCAACAAACCAAACUCAACUUUGUAAUGUAUCACUUAAAUGUAGAAUCUUCACAGCACUGCUGAUUUAAUAUUUUUCUUCAUCUUAACUCACAUAUGUCCAAAAGAUUUACGAGCAUCCCACCGGGAUACGAAAUAUCACUUCUCAUUUAAAUUAACUGCAGACCUAUAGGACUUGCAGAAUAUUGAUGGAUUUUUUUUUCCAUUUUAAAGAAUACAUUUUUCAUAUUCACUCUCUCAUAUUUGCAUAGAAGAGUAAAAUAUAAAAGUUUGAUUCUGACCCAGAAUUGCUACUGAAGGUGACGCAAUAAAUCCAAAUCUGACAUCAUUCCCAGCAAUGACUUUCCAAUUUCCACUUGCUUCCAUAUCUCCUAGCCUGCUGGGGCAUUGGCUGGAAUGAUGUUUAAACACCAGUUUGAUUCAGCUGAAUACUGAGUGAUAUCAGUUGCAGCACCAAGGCUUGUAGUUUUCCUGUGUUGUACUGACAGUAUUAGGGAAAGAUGAGCAACCCUGGGUACCGGGGCUUUGUUGGACAGCUAACCUCAUCAAGGCUUUAUUGCUUACUUAUUUUGUGGUGUGCUGGUGCCAGAUGAGUCUUUUACCCUGUCUGUGGAUUAGGAGUGGGUCCAAGCUGAACUAUGAAAGUUUUCAGGAAACUUUUAAAUGCUUUCAGCUGGAAAACCUAUAUUGAUGUGCUCUUGUGAUAAAUUGAUAAAACGCUUCACAUGGUUUUGAAAGUGUAUUCCACCACUUGAGAUCUGUACUUUCAAGAGUGCAUAACAGUCAGGAAUGAGUUGAUGGAGCAAAAAGCAAGUAGUGUAAUUACAGAGUUCAUCCUAAAGUGUGAUUCUAGCAAAAAAAAAAAGCACCUGCCAUAUCAAGAGGGAUUACAAGAUAGGCUUUUGAGGAAGGGGACCCAAUAAUAACUCAUAGCUCAAGCUCACUGUCCCCUAAAACGUUCACAGUUAAUUUGAUGCUUGACAAAUUGUGAUUUCAGUGUCUGGUGAAGAAGCAAUUGACCCUAAAAUUGCUGCCUGAAGCUGAACCAACGUUUUCAGUUUCAUAACCAGUGUCAUGCAAAAAUAGUAUGUGAAGAGGGACAGGGGAAAUGCAGAAUGUCCCUGUGGUCUUGCUCUUAUGUAUCUCUCCUCCCCCUGACCCAAGCAACUGGCAUGUGCUGUAGGCAGUGGAUGCUGCUGCAAUUCUCAAGGCAAUUUACAUCUCAUUCAUCCAUCCCAUUAUGGCAUAUUGUGACCUUUUUCCCCCCCCCAAACCUUCUGAGCUGAUAAUGAAACUCUGCCCCUUAUAACGUGUCAAAUUGCAACAACCACCUCUUGUUUUCACUCAGAAGUGUAUCUGCACUAUUGUCAAUGGGCAUGCUGCUCUCCUGUCCCCUCCCCAUUCUAAAUAAACCAGUUCAGCAGCUCUCCUGCACGAAUUCUGCCAGCUCUGAGUCAUCCAUACAUUUUUGUUUCGUUCCUUCCUCGUGUUUUUGCACACCAUGUUUCCCGCCACUCCCACCUACUCAACAUCUGCUUUCAAGUGACCUCUCAUAUCCUGAUAAAUUUGUUAAUGUUAAGCUUGCUCCAUGCCACCAUCAAAAUCUCACUUUCCUUAAUAUGAAGUCCCAUGUCCAGUCAGGUGACUCAAUGGCCUUUACAGUCCUUGGGAGUACCUUGGAUUCCUGUCUGCUCCAAUGAAAAUGUUCUCCCAGUAAUUUCAGCUUACCUUGCAGAGGUAAAAGACAGGUAAUAUCUUGAGGGCAAUCUGUAACUACAGUCACACUAACAGUAAUGGGGCAUGGUUGCAGCUCUGGGGAAGGACUGGGGUACACAAGACUGACAAGAGAAAUCAGAAAUGAAGGCAAAUCUUUUGCAAUCUCUUUUCCCUUUCCUCUCCAAUAUUCUUCACAUGAAGGGGCUGGAAUGGCUCCUACUGUAAAAGCACUCCUACAAAAGCAGCAACAACAACAACAACAAAAAAAUAGUUGUUUGCUAGCAAAGUGGUAAAUAUGUGAGCAAUCAUCUUCCUUUUUCUGCAGCCCUUCGUGCUGUCUUAUUAAUGGGCCGUGAAGGCUGAGGAGGAGGUAACUCAUCAGCCAUUAUCCACUGAGUGGGGGGAGCUGCAAAUUAGUUGCUUUUGCCAGUUUCUUUUUUUUUUUUUUUUUUUUUUUUGACAGCAGCAGAUAAAUUUGCCUUCAUUUGGCAUAGUUUCUGCAGAGAUCAAAUAGAAACCACAUCAGGGGCUGUGCUGGUGGCUCACUGCCCUCCUGAGUUGCCUUGAGAUGUAUGGAGGUGAAAAUGAAAGUCCCUUUACUGGGACCCAGAGCGCUGAGUUGUGAGGAUGGCUGUUCCUGAGAACAGUUGGUUUGGAGAAUUUGGAUGGUUGAAACAUGUGAACUGAGAAGAUAUAUCCCAAUCUGUUGGAAGGGACUUUGCAAUGGCCUUUGACUUUUUGACAUCUUGUCAGCCUUGGCCUGGUGAUCAAUCUGAUGGUCACAGAACUGCUGGGAGAUGAUGACAGCAUUUCCUUCACUGCCUCCUUUCCUUCCACCACAGGCUUCAGCACUCUCCUUGCCUGCUUGUCUGUGCUCGGGACCUUGUGUGCUUCCUGAACUUCCAUGUGCAAUUGAUUUCUCUAGUCAAAAGAAGAGCAUGCCUUUGUCUGCCCUUACAUACACACAUGCAGUUUGUUUAGGUUAACCCAUAGCAAUUGGCAUUUUGUACUGAUCUCUUUGAAGCAUUUAGUCUCCAAAGGAUUAAUAAUUAAAAAAAACCAAAAAAAAACCAAAGAGAAAAGCAAAAAAAACCCAAAAAACAACAAACCCCAAACACUAAAUUGGUCGACUGUUUUGGAACAGUUGCCAAAAGAAAUCAAUGCUGAGCCUGGGAAAGCUGUAAAAUUCUUUCUUGGGUUUUUAUUAGUAGGAGAGAAGUGACACACACUGAGUUUGGUCACUCAGACACUGUUCAAAGUCCAAAUUGAAAAAAAAAGUAGUUUCAGCUUGGGUGUUCUUGAUGGUUUGCAGAUGUGUAUUAGUACAUAGAUACUCAGCUGUGGGGUAGGCUGCAGGCCCCCUUAAUUGCAAAGAAUAAAUUACCAAUCCCCCAUCCUUGACUGAGGAUUCUGAAACUGAGCAGUCGCUGUGGUGGCUUUGCCUUACUUCCUUGCCAAAUGUUACAUCUCCUCAUCAAGGAUGUCAGCAGUAUAAGAGAAAAUAAUAUACCUUUUUAUAUUUGUGAUAUUGCACACCUGUCACUACUUGAUGGGGGAAGUACAGUAGAAGGUUUUCUUUUCUCAAAAACAUUUUCCCCCCUCACAAAAUGUUCCUUCUGAGGUCAGCCUUGACAGAUAUUUAUUAGACUGGAAUUAUUAUUCUUUUAUUAACAUUGAUAUUGUGGGGUCUUUUAUUUCUUUCUAGAGUAAAUUGGAGAGUGGAGGGUUGAUUAUGUUCAGUCCAUUUAAUGAGUUACCUGAAACUGUCUUGUAAUGCAGACUUAACAGAAAGCAGUAGUGUUGUAUUUGUUCAUUGAAUCUCAAGAGGUUUUUUUUCUUCUUUUUCUCUUCAUUUUCCUGCUGAUGGCUAUGACUGUGCUGAAACCACGGACUUCACAAACUGGAUGAAUGGCUGCCUCCUGGAAUAUGGAUAAUUUUGACUAACCAACCAUGACUACAGAAUCGGGAUCAGACUCCGAGUCCAAGGAUAAAGAGCAGGAUCAGGAGGAGAGCCCUGCGCAGGAAGGGGCGGCGGAGACCCAGCCACAGGAGCAGCAGCCGCAGCAGCCGCAGCAGCCGCCGUGUGAGGAGCACCAGACCGCGCUCGAGCAGUUCUCGGCUGUGGCAGCGCACAGCACGCCCGUCAGAAAGGAGCAGGCUACAGAAAAAGAACAGGAAUUUGCUGCUGCGAGUGCAAAACAGUUGGAAUAUCAGCAGCUAGAGGACGACAAGCUCUCUCAAAAAUCUUCAUCUAGCAAACUUUCCAAGUCUCCUCUAAAGAUCGUCAAGAAACCGAAAAAUAUGCAAUGCAAAGUGACGCUCCUGGAUGGAUCGGAAUAUGCGUGUGAAGUAGAGAAACGUUCCAGAGGUCAAGUGCUAUUUGACAAAGUGUGCGAGCAUCUGAACCUUUUGGAAAAAGACUACUUUGGGCUAACAUACAGAGACACAGAAAACCAAAAGAAUUGGUUGGACCCUGCCAAGGAAAUCAAGAAGCAGAUCCGAAGUGGUGCUUGGCAGUUUGCAUUUAAUGUGAAAUUCUACCCUCCAGACCCUGCCCAGCUAUCUGAGGACAUUACCAGGUACUACCUCUGCCUGCAGCUGAGAGAUGACAUCGUUUCGGGUCGGCUGCCCUGCUCGUUCGUCACGCUGGCCCUGCUGGGCUCCUACACCGUGCAGUCGGAGCUCGGCGACUACGACCCUGACGAGUACGGCAGCGAUUACAUCAGCGAGUUCCGCUUUGCGCCAAACCACACUAAAGAGCUGGAGGACAAAGUGAUCGAGCUGCACAAGAGCCACAGGGGAAUGACACCUGCAGAAGCUGAGAUGCAUUUCCUGGAAAAUGCCAAAAAACUAUCAAUGUAUGGAGUAGAUCUCCAUCAUGCCAAGGAUUCCGAAGGUGUGGAAAUCAUGCUAGGAGUCUGUGCAAGUGGACUCUUAAUAUAUCGAGACAGACUCAGAAUAAAUAGAUUUGCCUGGCCAAAGGUUUUGAAAAUUUCCUACAAGAGGAACAACUUCUACAUCAAAAUCCGACCAGGGGAGUUUGAGCAGUUUGAAAGCACUAUUGGGUUUAAGUUGCCAAAUCAUCGUGCUGCAAAGCGCUUAUGGAAAGUGUGUGUUGAACACCAUACAUUUUUCAGGCUCCUGCUGCCAGAAGCACCUCCAAAGAAGUUCCUCACGUUGGGCUCCAAGUUUCGCUACAGCGGCCGGACGCAGGCCCAGACGAGAAGAGCCAGUGCCCUCAUAGACCGUCCUGCACCUUACUUUGAGCGGUCCUCUAGUAAACGUUACACCAUGUCUCGCAGCUUAGAUGGGGCAUCAGUGAAUGAAAACCAUGAAAUGUACAUGAAGGAUUCUGUGUCUGCUGCAGAGGUUGGUACUGGCCAGUACGCCACAACAAAGGGCAUCUCUCAGACCAACUUGAUAACCACUGUGACUCCAGAGAAAAAGACAGAAGAGGACAAAGAUGAUGAAGAGGGCAAAAAGAAGAGAGCAGAGGAAGUCACCCCGAUUUCAGCAAUACGCCAUGACACCAAGCCAUCUUUGCUUGGCACUGACUCCCACCACUCCUCGCCAUCCUCUCAGCCUGGCCCCCAUGUAUCUUCAGCAAAGCUUCGCAGGAGAUGCAAGGAGAGCACUCGGACAAAGUCCUUAGGCUGUGAGGCCCCCAAAGAGAGCGCUCCAAAACAUGGCGAGUCGGAGCCAGACUCUGACAGAAAGGGGCGGGUUUGCUCCGCCGAGCAAGACAUGGCUUUUGGCUACAAGCAAAAAGCUGGCAAAGGCGGAACACUGUUUUCCUUCUCCUUGCAACUUCCAGAGUCAUUUCCUUCCCUCCUGGAUGACGAUGGCUACCUGUCGCUCCCUAACCUCUCCGAAACCAACCUCCUGCCUGCCAGUGUGCAGCACUACCUCCCCAUCCGCUCCCCUUCCCUCGUGCCUUGCUUCCUCUUCAUUUUUUUCUUUCUGCUCUCUGCCUCUUUCUCAGUGCCAUAUGCCCUCACUCUCUCCUUUCCUCUGGCUAUGUGCCUCUGCUACCUGGAGCCCAAGGCGGCCUCCUUGAGUGCCUCACUUGCCAAUGACCUGAGUGACAGUUCAGAGGAAGAGACUGACAGUGAGCAGACGGAUACUGCGGCUGAUGGUGAGACCACUGCCACCGAGUCGGAUCAAGAGGAGGACGGAGAUCUAAAGGCACAGAAUAGUCUGAUUAAGCGAAUACAGGGUGAAAAUGUGUAUGUCAAACAUAGUAAUCUUAUGUUAGAGGAUCUAGACAAAACCCAGGAAGAUCUGAUGAAACAUCAGACCAAUAUAAGCGAGUUGAAACGCACCUUCUUGGAAACCUCCACAGAAACGACUGUGUCUAAUGAGUGGGAGAAGAGGCUUUCCACAUCUCCCGUUCGGCUUGCAGCAAGGCAGGAGGAUGCUCCUAUGAUUGAACCACUAGUGCCUGAAGAGACCAAAGAAGAAACAGAAAAAUCAGAAAAACUCAUAUUUUUGCAGAAAGGAGGUACUACAUUCCUUGAAAUGCAGCCAAGUGUGAUAGAGAAGAAGCUGCAGGAAGGAGAAUCUGCUGGCACUUUGGUUACUUCUCAUCAAAUCAUUAUCCAGAAAAGUAUCCCAUCAUCCCUAGAGGGCACUGAGGAUUGGGUUAUUAUAGACAAAAUACCCUCUGAGGUAGUUGAUGGUGAAUCGGAAAAAAAUCUGGCAUACAAAGUAGUGACUGUGAGCAGUAAAACUGCCUUUCCACCUGAGAUAUUAAAAUCCAGUACCGUUCUAAUGCAGAGCUUUGAGGACUUGGAAAGUGAAAUACAAUCCAAUGAGGAGAAUAAGCAGAAAAUGUUCACCCUAGGAAAGUCCUAUGAUACCGUGUCUGGGAAAAUUGUAACCAUGACAAGUAAAGCUAAAGAGGGUGAGAAAGCAGUACAGCCUUCAGGAGAAACUUUGCAAAAACUGGAAAGGGAAGUUCAAGAAUCUGUGAAAAUCAUUCCAAUAGUGGCCAAGUAUGAAGUCCUCAAGCCUGUCACUGAUGAGAAAGCCAGGCGGGGAUCCGAUGUGCAGAGCACAAGAAGAAAGCUGUCUGACUCUCUGACACCCAUAAAGGAAGCAGAAUCUCAGUUGCAAAGUCCUGAAGAGGAGAGUUUGAAAAAGACACUAAGGAUGGACCAGGAUUUGCAGUUACUUGGUACACUGGAAAGCUUACAGCUUGGCAAAGCAGAAAAGCAUCUUGGCGGAGAAGCUGUAAAAGCAGGGGCGUUUGCCCGGACAGAUAAGAGCCUGUCUGAGUGGAGAUAUUCCAGAGAACAGCCAUUUACCAUUGCUACUGCUCACUAUGUUACUGAGUCGUCUGCAUCAAAAGUAGUGACUAAACAGUCCACCAGUGAAAAAACCUUGGAUGGUUCAGAUAUCUUCACUUUAAUAGAGUCCGCCAGAAAACCAACUGAGUUCAUAGGAGGGGUUACUUCUACUUCCCAUACCUGGGCUCAGAGAAUAGACACCACGACGUCUCAGGAGAUAACUUCCAGUGACAUGAAGCAAGCAGUUCAGCCGGAUCAGGAUACAGUGCAGAAGGUUGUACAGGAGACUGUAGUUGUCAAGGAGAGACAUGGGAUGGAGGUGCAUGCAGGCGGGGAUCCUGCUAAAGUGGCCGGACUUACGCCGGAUGCCCAGGCUGAGGCAGCGUCGGCGGUGGCUGCCGGCGUGAAAGGGAAGGAGGGCUCUGCUGGGACUGAGGGGGCGAAGGAGGAAAAAAGGGAGGAGGCUGGGAAAGCCCUAACCAAACAGGAAGGAGUCGCUGCCACUGCUUCGUGUGAGCAGGCAGAGGAGCACAGAACAACAGUCCAACUUUCAGAGUCUUUGGAAAGAAAACCUCAUUUUGAGUCACCAGUUGUGAAGACUGAGACUAUAAGUUUCAGCAGUGUUCCUGCUGGUGGUGAAACCCUUGAAAUUUCAACAAAGGAAGUGCCAGUAGUCCAUACAGAAACAAAAACCAUUACAUAUGAGUCUUCUCAGGUGGAUUGCGGUGCUGACUCUGAACCAGGUGUAUUGAUGAGUGCACAAACGAUCACAUCUGAAACCACCAGCACUACAACUACCACACAUAUCACCAAAACUGUGAAAGGAGGCAUCUCAGAGACAAGAAUUGAAAAACGAAUAGUCAUCACAGGAGAUGCAGAUAUUGAUCAUGAUCAGGCGCUGGCUCAGGCAAUUAAAGAAGCCAAAGAGCAGCACCCUGACAUGUCAGUGACCAAAGUAGUGGUACAUAAAGAGACAGAAAUCACACCAGAAGAUGGGGAGGAUUGACCACAGGAAUAACCUACAAUGCAUAUGAAUCCAGACAUGCAUACCAGUAGGAAUACGAGAACCUAUACGGAGUCUCAGUUCCAACCUGACUGACUUGUAUCUGUCUAUGGAAAAUUUCAGUACAGAAGAAUUGAUCUUGACCGUUAAUAAAGAAACUGGCAGAGAUACCUUCCCAUAGAAAGCAAUCUGAAUCAGCAGCAGUUAAACAAUAUUGCAUGAAGCAACAAUAAAAUUACAGAAAAGCAGCAUUUUUAAUUUUCUUAAAAUCUCUAAGUUUUCAGCUUUACCUGCACGUUCAUAAACAAUAUAAACAGUGAUCUCAUGUAACACAUAAACAGUUCAUGCCUUUCACAGUUUCUGAAACUCUAAACAAAUUAAAAUUUGUUAGGUGGCAAGCCUUUUGUUUACGGAUAAUGUAAAUGAAGAUUACCCCAAAAAUGCUAGAAGCUGUAUAGGUACUGUGUAUAAUGUUUUACCACACAUUAGAUGUGCCAAUAACACAGUUUAUUCAGUAAACAACUUGAAUCUUAUAUUUGUUUCAUCUGGUUUUAUUACUGCCCGAUAAACAAUGAUGAAUCUUUACUCUUAUCCAAACAUAUAAAUGCUUACAAAGUGUGCUUUGUAUACCUGACUGAAUACCUUAUGAGGUAGUAAUGAUUUUAGUAUAUUAACUUUAAUGAUUUUUGUCAGCAUUGUUCAGAGUCAGCUUCCAGUCACCCUUCACAGAUCCUAACCUUGUAAAUUAUGUGUAGUUAUUUUGGAGAAAAAAAAAAUCUGUAUUUUACAUAGUUUGCAGCUUUAGAAAAUUAUUAAUCUGAAAUAACCGUGAUGGUUUUCUAUUGAUUUCCCUUUUGUUCUCAGAGGAAAAAAAAAUCUGUUUGAGAAUCUGGUCAGCAUUUACUAUCUAGUUCUGAGUCAAGCCUUAACCUGUACAGAACGUCCACUGAAAACUCGCUAGUGUCCAGCUCUAAUACCCACGGAAGGGAUAGCGUCCAUUACACUGUCAGCUGCAUCUCAACACAUGGUGAAUGUAUGUUUCUGCAUAGUGAAAUAAAAGUGGUAAAUGCAUCUGAAAUCGUAUUGUUCUGUGUCUAAAAGCACCUAGUGGUCUUUAGUAUUCAAAACAUCAAAAUGUUAUGUUUGUAAGACUCCACAGGUUUCACUCAUGUGCACAGUAGAUGUGUUUUGUCUUCAGUGGCUGACACUGCACUGUGCAGACAGUGGGAGUUAGCGGAGAAUCCAAAGGGAUGACAGUGUUCACCUUUGGGCAUAUGAUGUUUGCAGAGGAAAAGGACUGUUUGGUUCCUUCUGUUUUCUCUGAUUCUGUAACAUUUCACCGAAGCUAAAUGAAGAAUUUUGUUGUUGCUUAGAAAGUAAAGGCCAGUAGCGCUUGAUCCAGAUCCAGUCUCUUUUUUGUACUUUGGCUCUGAAACAUGGAUAAAAUUCUCUUUAAGCAGUAUUAUUAUUACUUACUGGUUCCAUUUCUUUUUUUUUUUUUUUUUUUGCUCCUUUGCCACAUCUCACUGACACUCCCCUGGCAGUUUAAGAGAAAUGAGAAAUUUGUUAUAAUUAAUUCACCCUUCAAUCUGUAUUUCCUUGCUGUAUUGAAAGGCAAUGGGUACAAGCAGACUUUUCAGGAUAUAAAGGGCCAAAUUUGCCCUUCGUUGUUUACACGGGGCUCCCUCCCAUUGAAGUCAAUGGAUUUGCCUUCAGUGGAGAGCAGGAUUUGACCCAGUGACUUGUUAAUAAAUGUUUAUUUUCAUAAUUUAGAAAGAAAAAUAGUAUAUAUAGAGACAAUAACCUGUAGAUAAUAAUUAAAAGUAAUAUCCCAAGGCUUUUAAAGCUUUGCCCUUAGUCUCCAAAACAUCUUCCUUCCACCAGCCAUUCUUCAUGCCUUUAAAUCUGGAGUGCUAACGUUGUAACCCCUCCCUGCCCCGCCGUCAUUGUUACCUCUCACCUAAUGACGACGCAAAGCUGACGGUCUGUUGUGAUCUUUGAUGGCCCUCUCCUCCUCCUCCUCCUAGCCCAAGACCAUCUCUGUUCUCAUCCCCCUGAGUGACAGUAGGCUCAGCUCUCUGGUGCUGCUGGUGCCCAGCGGCGGUCAGGGGUGAAGGAGGUCCUCACCCUGUCUUGGCCGGUGGCACACCAGGCCCUCGCUACUGCAUCAGGAGUUUAAAAAUAGACUCUGAAGCCAUAUUGAUCCUCCUUCAGGUGCCCCUCAUGUUGUCAGCUAAGAAACAGCAUCGUAUUACCUCACAGAGACGCGAGGCGAUCGCACGGCCUUCUCUCCAGAGUUAGCAUUAUAUUUUAGCAUGGCUUGAGGAGAUUGUAUUCUGGUGAUCCCGCACAGUAUGUAUGCUGUCUAAAGAUACUGCAUUGUAGGAAGUUAGUCUCCUUGGAAAGGACACUCGCCACUAAGGUACCGCCUAAGCGCAUAUAAACUAUGAGGAGAUGAGAGUGGACAGGCAAGGAUAUCUCAGUGCCACUGUUGGUAGUAGACCCUUGUUUGGGGGAUGGUUCCUGGAAGUUAUAGCUUUGGUUUUUGUUAGAAACUGUUUCUUGGGUUGUCUGCCUAAUGCUGUGCCACAUGAAAUAAAGAGCACCUGCCUGUUUCUACCAACCA
Molecule: messenger RNA, 13312 nt
Organism: Motacilla alba alba
Lineage: Eukaryota; Metazoa; Chordata; Aves; Passeriformes; Motacillidae
Gene: EPB41L3
Product: erythrocyte membrane protein band 4.1 like 3
Exons: 27
Coding region: 6346-10689 (1447 amino acids)
Biological process (GO): cortical actin cytoskeleton organization
Cellular component (GO): cytoskeleton; plasma membrane
Molecular function (GO): actin binding; structural molecule activity
Source: RefSeq, a predicted model, not a curated record